CACACCACAAUACGAGCAUAAACACAAUAGAGAGAGUGUUCAUAGAGCUCCGGUUUUCACCAAAAAACGCCGAGCAUACGAGAGGAGUUGUUUUAUCAUGGAGACGACCGGUUGAUAGUUGUCGUGCGCAUCGAGGGAAGUGCCGCAAACGUCUUAAAGAAAGCGACCUAGUCCGCGACUCAGCUCUAGAUUCGGUAACCCCGUUCCUUGUUUUUGUUCCGUUCCUAACAAUUUUAAGACGUUCGGCUGCUGCUAUGUCGACUGAACAAAACAACAUGGCUGGAUCUGGCGUUGUCGAUAUCAAUCAACCUUUCCGCUUCGUUUGAGUCAACUUCCGUCGAUGGAGACAAAAGAUGGAGGUAUACCUGACGACCAAGAAGUUGGCACACUGCUCACCAGCAUGCCCGUUGAGCUGUUGGAAGAAGUGAUCGAUGAGGAGAUGGCUGCUUCUGCUAAGGAGAGGGAUCAUGACUUCCUGUGCAAGGGCUACAUCCUCAACGGCCUAGUGGAUGACCUCUACGACUAUUAUGCGAACAAAAAGAAUACCACAAUGAUGGUCUGAGAUGCGUUCCAAAAGAAGUACGACACAAAGGAGGCUGGAGAUAAGAAGUAUGCUGUCAGCCGCUACCUGCGCUACCAGAUGAUGGAUGACAAGUCCGUCGAAGUUCAAUCCCACGAACUUCAUAAAAUAGCUCAUGAGAU
Messenger RNA from Linum trigynum, 702 nucleotides. The record is from the annotation of a GenBank genome assembly. NCBI's taxonomy places the organism in Eukaryota, Viridiplantae, Streptophyta, Magnoliopsida, Malpighiales, Linaceae.